AUGGCGCGUAUCUACGGCAUACUUCUCAUCAUCGCUGUUGCGUGCAGCGGCUCCAUCAUCAGCAGCGACUGGGCGCUGACCGCAGCCCACUGCGUGGCGCACACCAGCCCGUGGCUCAUCAUGUUGCUGGCUGCCGGCGCGGGGGCCAGGUUCAGCGCCCUCCACUUCGUCAGCUCUUACGUACUGCACGGCGACUACGAUGCAUUCAGUCGCCGCUACGACAUCGCUGUGAUGCGUGUUUACCAGCCCUUCUUAUUCACCGACAUUGUCAAGCCCAUCGCCUUACCGACCGAUCAAGUGACCGCAGGAACUACAGGCAUGCUGAUCGAAUUCUGCCAUACGGCGGACGGCUACAAUGGUCCCGUGGUCACCAACAGCACGGUGCUGUCGUGGGACGAGUGUGACGCGAUGUACGGGCUGGCACUGAGGCCCACAAUGGUGUGCGCGGUGCCCACCGCUGACCGCGGACACGCGCCGAUGUGCGUGGCGGAGGCGGGCGGCGCGCUGGUGGCGGCCGACGGGGUGCAGCUGGGCGUGCGCGCGUGGCCCGGCAGCUGGAACACGCUCCAGCGCCCUGCCGACGUCUACGUCAACGUGGCCGACGUGCGCGACUGGAUACGCGAAGUCUGCGGCGUCUGA
This is a messenger RNA of Schistocerca serialis cubense, 639 nucleotides long. RefSeq names its product trypsin-7-like. The transcript is spliced from 3 exons. Gene Ontology annotation, biological process: proteolysis. NCBI's taxonomy places the organism in Eukaryota, Metazoa, Arthropoda, Insecta, Orthoptera, Acrididae. Bases 1 to 639 code for a protein of 212 amino acids. The record is from RefSeq and is a predicted model, not a curated record. Gene Ontology annotation, molecular function: serine-type endopeptidase activity.